UGAUUGAAUUCUCCACCGAUUUCUCUCUCAUUUUUUCUCCACCAAUUUCUCUCACUUCUCUGUGAUUUGGCGGCACUUCAAAACCCUAGUUUUCGCCGCAUGAAUUAUCGGAGCAUUUGAUUUUUCUCUUGCGCCUUAAUUCCCUAAAUCUGAAGGAUGACUAGUGGCCAAUUUAUGUCUGCAAUGGAUGCACAUGUUUCUCUAUUGAUAUUCUCCUGCAGCUUGUGAUUUGCUUAAAUUAUAUUCCAUCUCUUAGAAUGGAUCGCCAGGACACAUCAGGUUUUGUUAGUGGUGGAUGUUUCCCAUUUUUGGAAGCUACAUUUGAUCUUUAGUUAUUAGUAUUUCCCCUCAUUUCUUCUUAACUUAAGACCUCAUAACUCCAGCAAUCUUUUAUUUUCAUAAUUUUAAAUUUCAUUCAUUAGUUUUUCGUGAGGUGUGAGUUAACAGUGCAUGGACUGCACCUCCCACUGUUCUUCUACUUUGGCCUCUGUGUCAGAAGAUCUAUGCAAAUUUGUCAGUUAUCCGGUCUUUGCUGCUCCGGAUCUUAAUUCACCUUGUGUGACAAGCUCCUGUUAUUCCAAUGGAAGCAAGAGGAAAUGGAAUGCUGUUAAUGAGCCUACUAAAUUGAAAGAUGGGUCUUCUCCGUUUCUUGGAUUGUCUCGUUCGUCAAGUUUCUGCACUGCCAUAUGCUCUGGGAAAGAAAUAGAAGAGUCUUCUAUUGAUCUUGGUCUUAGUAUCAACAUCAACCUAGGAGAUGACAGGACAUCCAAUCCCACUAAGUUGCCUGCAGGGGCUCCAAAUACACUUGAAGGAAGGAAGCCUAAACUAGACUUACAAUUGAGUCUAUCCACUGGACCUUCUGAAUCUGAUGUCACUACUGUUACUCAAGUGUUCAGUCCUUACCAGAAUAAUUCUGAGUCACGUUCAUUAGCUGCCACAUUUCAAGUUGUGGAUGAAGGAUCAACAUCGUCUCGUUGGAAAACUGGGCCUCUUGUGUCUCCGUUGCAGAAUAUUAAGACUUCCAUUCCUUUGGACCAAGUCCAUUACCAGGACAAUCCUACUUCAACAACCCUGAAUGUUGCAUUAACUUCGGAAACGACACCAAUAUCAGUUGCUGGUGCUUCUGGGUCAGUUAAUAAGCAACAGCACCGGAGAACUGGCGUGAAAACCUGUCGGUUCGAAGGAUGCAUCAAGGGAGCUAGAGGUUCUUCUGGUCUCUGUAUUGCCCAUGGAGGUGGUAGGAGGUGUCAGAGGGAAGGCUGUCAGAAGGGAGCUGAGGGAAGGACAGUUUUCUGCAAGGCACAUGGAGGCGGUCGGCGUUGCCAGUAUCUUGGGUGUACUAAGAGUGCUGAAGGCGGUACUGAAUACUGUAUAGGUCAUGGGGGUGGUAGGCGUUGCAGUCACGAGGGCUGUGCUCGUGCUGCAAGAGGUAAGUCUGGCUUGUGCAUUCGUCAUGGAGGUGGCAAAAGGUGCAUGAUGGAAAAUUGCUCUAAGAGUGCUGAGGGAAUAUCCGGCCUCUGCAUAUCUCAUGGUGGUGGUCGUCGCUGUCAGUAUCCUGCCUGUACAAAAGGUGCUCAAGGAAGUACAAUGUUCUGUAAAGCUCAUGGUGGUGGCAGAAGGUGCACAUUUUUGGGGUGUACAAAAGGUGCAGAAGGAAGCACUCUGUUAUGCAAAGGCCACGGUGGAGGGAAAAGAUGUACGUCUGUAGGAUGCACCAAGAGUGUGCAUGGUGGAACCUUAUUUUGUGUUAGUCAUGGUGGGGGCAAGAGGUGUGCCAUGCCCCAAUGUACAAAGAGUGCAAGGGGACGCACGAACUAUUGUGUCCGUCAUGGGGGUGGAAAAAGGUGUAAGUUUGAAGGAUGUACAAAGAGUGCACAAGGGAGCACUGAAUUUUGCAAAGCACAUGGUGGUGGAAAACGAUGCUCUUGGGGGCAGUUGGGUUCAGAGUUUGGUGGUCAAGGCGCCAUUCCAUGCGACAAGUUUGCUAGAGGGAAAUCCGGCUUGUGUGUUGCCCACAGUGCACAAAUUCAAGACAAGCAGAUGCACGAGAGUGUUCCAAUAGUUUCUACAGUGCAGGAUCUACACCCUGGCACAUUUUCCCAGUUGAAAGGGUUUUCUGCAGCUGGAAGCCAUCUUUCUGAUCGCAUUGGCACAUGGAUUGAUUCAAUGGGUUAUGGACAGCAAAUGAUCGCUACGCAGAUUCCACCACAAGCAACAUCCUUUCAUGGAAACACUAGCUUGAAUGAUUUCUCUCUUCCGGAAGGUAGGGUGCAUGGAGGAAGCUUAAUGGCAAUGCUUAGAGGAAGUACAAGCUUGGGAACAAGCAACAAUAAUCCAGAAGUUGGUCAAAAUUUGGAGCCAGUGAAAUCUUAUCCUAUGCCUCAUAGUUGGGUGUAAGUUAAUUCAUCCCUUCAUGUUGGCAUAGUUCUAUUGAUUUCGGAUGUGAUCUGUAUUGCAUUUCCUUUAUCUUAGGGUUUGGUAUUGUGGAUAAGAAAAUCUUAUCCCAUUUCAUUAUGAGUCAUAAUGUGCUUGGUGUCUUCUGAAGUAUAAGAAUUCAAAGUAUAAAAUUUGGGUCUGUAUAGUAUCUGUUUAGUUAAGACUGUUUUGAGUCUCCUGUAAAUAUUUAAUUCAAAAAUAAAAAUGUUGUAAAUAUUAUGCAGUUUA
Messenger RNA from Olea europaea var. sylvestris, 2664 nucleotides. RefSeq lists its product as uncharacterized. Lineage: Eukaryota; Viridiplantae; Streptophyta; Magnoliopsida; Lamiales; Oleaceae. The record is from RefSeq and is a predicted model, not a curated record. Bases 451 to 2397 code for a protein of 648 amino acids. The transcript has 3 exons.